AACAACUCAUCUUCAAUCGCAAGCACCUAUAAUGCGGCGGCAGCGAACAUCACGGGCCUUUUUUCCGACAAGCCCUUUCCCGACGUGGCUCUCACGGUCAACAAAGCGGACAAAAUCCAAGGCCAACUCGACGUGACCCUCCACGUCGCCGCCCGGGAUUCCGCGUCGGACAUAGCGCUCUUCCGGCGGAUAUGAACUGCAAAAGUAUCGUACUCGUAUGGUACGAGGUUAGACUGGGUACCCACUCUGGAUUGGGUACCCACUUUGGAUUUGGUAAUAGGGUGCCCACUUUGAAUUGCUAAUUAUCCGAGGACCCGCAGGACUUGACGGCCGCGCGCAACCGAAACAGACACCACUGCCCUGGCACUUGAAGGGAAUCAGACACAUCUUGCGUUUUUAUGCCCAUAAAAAUAAAAUUUUGAAAAGCUCCGUGAGCGUCGUCGUCGUCCUCUCUGUGCGUCUCUGCUUCUCACGUUGCUUGCCACGUCGACCGAGGACGGUUUGGGAGGUUCUUGGAUGGAUACAACCCAUGGCCGCGGUAACAACAUCUUCCAAAGUGUUCUGCUAGUUGCGGGGAAGAAGCUGCAGCUGGCGAAGAGCGGGUAUGAGGAAGACGAUGACGCUGAGGAUGACGAUUACGACGAAGGGGACUACUCCGGGGAAAACGAAAUGCCCGGCGAUGGUGGAAUUCGCGAUUCAUAUUAUGGCCAUGCUGGUGCCGGAGGGAGUACUACUCCUCAGGAGCGCGGUCUCUUGGGAACUUCUCACGGUCCAGGUGGUGCAGCUGCUGGUAGUGGAUUCUUGCAGGGACAGCCACAGCCGCAUGCUGGGCUUCUGCAGCAUCAGGGUGCGGCCCCGUCUUCCAUCAAUCAGGACAAUUAUUAUCAACCACAGCCUCAGCAGCAACUGCAGCAAGGUCGCAGCACGGCCACGACUGGCGGUCCGUCCGCUGCGCAAGCAUUGCAGGGCUACAAUGAUCCUGCAUACGACUACAACCAGCACAUGCACAGCCACAACAAUCCUGUGGUGCCGGGGGCACCGUACGCGGCUCCAGGGGUUGGUUACCCUGCACCCCCCUCCGCCGCCGGGGGACAUCAAGAACACCAACCAGCGUCUGCUUACCAUCCUAGUCAAGUGACUCAACAUUAUCAGCAACCCGCGGCUCCUGGUUACCCGCCUUACCAUCCUGGUGUUCAACCAGUGAGUCCACUGCAUCAUCCCGCUGCUGCGGCUCAUUAUCCUGGUCAACACGUCGACGUGAAUCACCAGCAUCCCGCCGCAACACAUUACAACAACCCAUACGGCUAUGAUCCUAAUCAUGCUCCACACGUCGUGCCAGGUAGCACAAGUGCCAUGGCUCCGUCCGCUCCCCCGGCCUCCCAGAUCAGCGAAAAUAACCAGGGUAAAAAGAAGUCGUCGUGGUUUAGCCGACUCUUUAAAGGACGUUCUUCUUCUUCUUCUGGUGGUCACAGCAGAGCCCCUUCUAGGAGACAGAGCGGAGGAGGAAACUACUCCACCCCCCCGGAGUAUAAUCGGAUCCGCGACAACAUGAGGCAAACCGCGAAUCGGUGGAAAUGGGAGAACGAAAUGAAGAUGAAUAACGUCCUGAACCAAGGGGGCCGCUUGCCCUUCCAAAACAACAAUAUCGGAAUGGGCGGGGGCAUGGGAAUGAAUGAUCCCUUCGGCAACCGGGCCGGUUCAGGCAUGGGCGGUAUGGGCAAUAUGGGUGGCGACUUCGGUGGUAUGGGUGGAAUGGGCGCCGGGAUGAUGAACAACAACAACAUGAUGGGCGGCAUGGGCCGCUCCGGUAUGAACAACUACAGCAGGGGCAUGGGGAAUAACUACGGCGGCUACGGGAACCGCCGAAACAUGGGCAACGGCGGGGCGAUGGGCGCGUUUGGGGCUGGAGCUGCCAUCGGGGAGCAAGUUGGCCGCGCGGCGCAGAGCUUCGAAGACGACGUUGAACAAGCAGAUGGUUACCCAGAUGAAGGCCGCUAUGGAGGUGGAAACUACGAUGACGACGGCAGUGACACGGAUUAUGAUAAUGAUGACUACAACUUCUGA
Molecule: messenger RNA, 2064 nt
Organism: Amoebophrya sp. A120
Lineage: Eukaryota; Dinophyceae; Syndiniales; Amoebophryaceae
Source: the annotation of a GenBank genome assembly